UUUGGUUUUUUAUUCUGAACUUUGGCCGCGAAAGGAAGUGUAUUUGAGUGAAGAAAAGAGAGACAGAGUCACAGAGAGGAUGUCUCCGCCAUUACCACCAUUGAUCGUUCUCUUCUUGUUCUUCGUCCAGCUCGGAGCUCGCGUGGAUGCUCUCUAUGGACCCUCAUCUCCUGUUGUUCAGUUAAAUCCUUCCAACUUCAAGAACAAGGUUUUGAAUUCAAAUGGAGUUGUUCUGGUUGAGUUCUUCGCACCAUGGUGUGGCCACUGUCAAGCUCUGACGCCCACAUGGGAGAAGGCAGCAACUGUAUUGAAAGGUGUAGCCACUGUAGCAGCUCUUGAUGCUGAUGCACACAAAUCACUUGCUCAGGAGUACAAGAUUCAAGGGUUUCCAACAAUAAAGGUGUUUGCACCUGGCAAGCCUCCAAUAGAUUACCGAGGAGCAAGAGAUGCCAAAGGCAUUGCAGAAUUUGCACUCCAACAGAUUAAGGCUCUUUUGAAAGAACGUGUUCAUGGAAAGGCAUCAGGAGGCUCAAGUGAGACAUCUAAAUCAAGUGCAUCAAUAGAACUGAAUUCUAAAAAUUUUGACGACAUGGUACUUAAAAGUAAAGAUCUUUGGAUGGUGGAGUUCUUUGCACCCUGGUGUGGACACUGUAAAAAGCUGGCACCUGAGUGGAAGAAAGCUGCAAACAACUUGAAGGGGAAGGUGAAACUGGGCCAUGUCGAUUGUGAUGCAGAAAAGUUUCUGAUGAGUAGGUUCAAAGUGGAAGGAUUCCCCACCAUCCUGGUAUUUGGUGCUGACAAGGACAGCCCAACCAAAUAUGAAGGUGCAAGAUUUGCUUCAUCCAUUGAAUCAUUCGCACUGGAGCAGCUGGAAACAAAUGUGGUGCCCCCUGAAGUGACUGAGCUCACUGGUCCAGAUGUAAUGGAAGAAAAGUGUAGUUCAUCUUCCAUCUGCUUUGUUGCUUUCCUCCCCGACAUUUUGGAUUCUAAGGCAGAGGGAAGGAGUAAGUACCUUGAGCUCUUGCUAUCCGUUGCAGAGAAGUUCAAAAGAAGCCCAUACAGCUAUGUUUGGGCAGCUGCAGGUAAGCAACUAGAUCUUGAAAAGCUAAUUGGUGUUGGUGGGUAUGGUUAUCCUGCUUUGGUUGCACUGAAUGUAAAGAAACGAGCUUAUGUUCCACUGCGGAGUGCAUUUGAGCUUGGGCAAAUCAUAGAAUUUGUCAGAGAAGCUGGGCUAGGUGGGAAGGGAAAUCUGCCUAUGGAGAAUGCCCCUGUGGUUGUGAAGACAGAGCCUUGGGAUGGCAAAGAUGGAGAAAUCAUGGAAGAGGAUGAAUUCUCACUUGAGGAGCUCAUGGGAGAUGUCUCCGCAAGAGAAAACGAUUUGUAACUUAUGUAGAGAAUGUAAAAGAAUAGGAAAAAAAAAA
Nelumbo nucifera (sacred lotus) is the source of this 1421-nucleotide messenger RNA. Its product is annotated as protein disulfide isomerase-like 2-3. Lineage: Eukaryota; Viridiplantae; Streptophyta; Magnoliopsida; Proteales; Nelumbonaceae. Gene Ontology annotation, biological process: response to endoplasmic reticulum stress. The record is from RefSeq and is a predicted model, not a curated record. Gene Ontology annotation, cellular component: endoplasmic reticulum lumen. Gene Ontology annotation, molecular function: protein disulfide isomerase activity; protein-disulfide reductase activity.